GCUGAUACUUGUAACAUGGCCACUGCUCGUCCAACUGUCCAAAGGCCCAAUCGCUUUAAAAUGGUUUUCCGCUAAUGCCUAAUGGUUAACGCUCCCGUCGGUCUGGCUGAUCGACACAUCGCCACCAUUGACCGACCAUCUCUUCCCUCAUCUCCCGUAGGUCUGUCGCCGCCCGCCCGCCCGCCCGUCGCCCUCAACGGCGUAACCCUCUGCUACGUUGUCUGCUGCACCUGAACGCUUGAAAAAACUCCGGUUGCUGUCUUUCAGACUUACUACUCAGCUAGUUGCAUAUCCCAUCAAGAAUGUCUUAUUGCAGACGGCUCUGAGGACAUCACCAUCAGGUCACCACCACCAAACCUUCUUAUUGCAGGUGGCCUUGUACAUCGUGGCGGUUUAUCAUCUUCUAAGGUGCUUUUUUCGUCCAAAGCAUUCGAUCAAUCUCUCUGGUCUUAGGUGUUGAACGGUUAAACCUAUACUCCGUGUUCUCCUGUGCAACAUAUGAAUGCGAAGGUUUCAUGAUUAUUUUCUCUUUAAUCUUCAUAUGUAUUAAGGACUUAAGGUUAAUGGUGUGUUUGUAUGUUGCACUAAUAAUAGGUGUUAAGUAAUAUUAAGAUGUUUUUAAUUGGACUGAAAUUUUCUGGUAUGGUCUGAACUGGCCUGGUCCGGUAAAUGUAUGUGUAUUUUAUAACUAUCCAAGUCUGGUCUGGGACUGAAAACAAUCCAAGUAAAAAUAUCCUAUCAUUCAUAGCGUAUAUUAUCCGUUUCAGCUCAUGGUGAACUUUUUGUUCAAUGGAUGUUAUUUAGGAGUUUCUGUGAGAUUGCCAGUGGGGAAAAUAUGGCAGAAGAAAGUGGCAAAAGUUAUGCGCGAAGGGACAAGCUGUUGGAAAUAGAGUCAGAGGUUCAGAAGAUGUGGGAAGAGGGUGACGUUUUCAGGGCAGACCCCAAAGAUUCCCCUCCUUUGCCGGGUGAGAAGUUCUUUGGGAACUUUCCUUUCCCGUAUAUGAAUGGAUAUCUCCAUCUCGGACAUGCAUUUUCUCUGUCUAAACUUGAGUUUGCCGCCGCAUAUCAUAGAUUGAGGGGAGAUAAUGUGCUUUUGCCAUUUGGAUUUCACUGCACAGGGAUGCCUAUAAAAGCGUCUUCAGAUAAGCUUUUGAAUGAGAUGGAAAUGUUCGGGAAUCCACCACAGUUUCCUUUUCCACAAGAAGAAGAUGAAAAAGAUGGUGAUUUAGAAGUGAAGGGAGAGGGUGGAAAAUUCAAAGGUAAGAAGUCAAAAGCCAUUUCCAAGACAGGUGCUACUAAAUUCCAGUGGGAGAUCAUGAGGAGUUAUGGUCUGUCUGAUGAGGAGAUUGCUAAGUUUACUGAUCCGUAUCACUGGCUGUUGUUUUUCCCACCUCUCGCCGUGGAGGACUUGAAGUCAUUUGGUCUGGGUUGUGAUUGGCGUCGUUCGUUCAUCACGACUGACAUGAAUCCGUAUUUUGAUUCCUUCGUCCGGUGGCAAAUGAGGAAAUUGAUUUCAUUGGGAAAGAUUGUUAAAGACCUUAGACAUGCCAUCUAUUCUCCCAAAGAUGGGCAGCCAUGCGCGGAUCAUGACCGGGCUUCUGGGGAAGGAGUUAUUCCUCAAGAAUACACUCUUAUAAAGAUGGAGGUUAUUCCACCUUUCUCACCAAAAAUUGGUAAUGUUCUAGAAGGUAGAAAAGUUUACCUUGCUGCAGCCACAUUAAGGCCAGAGACAAUGUAUGGUCAAACAAAUGCUUGGGUAUUGCCGGAUGGAAAGUACGGUGCCUAUGAGAUCAAUGAUACAGAUGUUUUCAUCUUGACCUAUCGGGCUGCCCGAAACUUGGCAUUUCAAAGGUUGUCUCUCAAACCAGAGGAGCCAACUUUUUUGGUUGAGUUCACUGGUCAAGAUCUCAUUGGUUUGCCCCUUCGUUCUCCUUUAGCCUUCAAUGAGGUCAUAUACACUCUCCCAAUGCUCUCUGUUCUUACCGAAAAGGGUACAGGUAUAGUGACCAGUGUCCCCAGUGACUCACCUGAUGAUUACAUGGCGCUUCAUGACUUGAAGUCUAAACUGGCCUUCAGGGACAAAUUCGGUGUCAAAGAUGAAUGGGUCUUGCCCUUUGAGAUAGUCCCCAUCAUCAACCACCCAGAUUUUGGGGACAAGUCAGCUGAGAGAAUUUGCAUCGAGAAAAAAAUCAAGAGUCAGAAUGAGCGAGAAAAGCUCGACGAGGCUAAGAAAUUGAUCUACAAGGGUGGGUUUUAUGAGGGGACCAUGAUUGCAGGAGAGUUUUCUGGAAUGAGAGUUCAAGAAGCUAAAAGUCUGAUCAGAAGAAAGCUUUUGGAAAUGAAUCUCGCUGUUGUGUACAGUGAGCCUGAGAAAAAGGUGGUUUCAAGAUCCGGGGAUGAGUGCGUUGUGGCUUUGACUGACCAGUGGUAUAUCAUUUAUGGCGAACCCGAGUGGAGGAAUCAAGCUGAGGAGUGCUUAACCCGUAUGAAUCUAUACUCCGAUGAGACUCGUCAUGGUUUCGAGCACACAUUAAGCUGGCUUAACCAGUGGGCUUGUUCGCGUAAUUUUGGGCUGGGUUCCCGCAUUCCUUGGGAUGAACAGUUUUUGGUUGAAUCUUUGUCCGAUUCCACCAUUUAUAUGGCAUAUUACACUAUAUGUCAUCAUUUGCAGAAAGGAGAUAUGUAUGGCAAUGACCACUCCUCAAUCAAACCUGAGCAGUUAACGGACGAUGUUUGGGAUUUCUUGUUUUGUGGUGGUUCAUAUCCUAAUACCUGUGGUAUAUCAUCUGCUCUCCUUGAGAAGAUGAAGAGGGAAUUUGGGUAUUGGUACCCAUUUGACCUCAGAGUUUCUGGAAAAGAUCUUAUUCAAAAUCAUCUCACCUUUUGUAUCUAUAGCCAUGCUGCCAUCUUCCCUAAGCACCACUGGCCACGCGGAUUCAGGUGUAACGGACAUAUCAUGCUCAACUCCCAGAAAAUGUCAAAGUCCACCGGAAACUUCCGGACUCUCCGCGAGGCCAUCAAAGAGUUUUCAGCAGACGCCACACGAUUCUCACUCGCCGAUGCGGGUGACGGAAUGGACGAUGCAAACUUUGUCUUCGAGACGGCCAAUGCCGCAAUCUUACGUCUUACGAAAGAAAUUGCUUGGAUGAAGGAUGUUCUUGCUGAUGAAGAUUCAUCUUUUAGAAGACGUGAAUCAGGACCGCCCACAUUUGCUGAUCAGGUGUUUGACAAUGAAAUGAACAUUGCAGUGAAAACAACAGAAAAGAGCUACAGCAAUUAUUUGUUUAGGGAAGCUUUGAAGACAGGUUUCUAUGAUCUUCAAGCUGCCAGGGAUGAAUACCGACUUUCAUGCGGUUCGGCAGGAAUGAAUCUUGAUCUGUUAUUGAGGUUCAUGGACGUUCAAACCCGGCUCAUUGCUCCAAUCUGCCCUCAUUACGCCGAACAUGUAUGGAAGGAGCUUUUGAAGAAAGACGGGUUUUGCGUGAAAUCUGGAUGGCCGAAAGCGGAAUUGCCCAACCUAACCCUCAAAAUGGCAAACACAUAUUUGCAAGAUUCGAUCAUAUCAAUGAGGAAGCUCCUGCAGAAGCAGUUGUCUGGCGGCUCGAAGAAAAAUGCGAACCCCGUCCAUAAAAAUAAACCCAUGGUUGGUUUGAUAUAUGUUAAUGAGGAAUACGAUGGAUGGAAAAUGGAAUGUUUGAACAUACUGAGGAGGAAAUUCAACAUUGAUUCUCGCACAUUUGCACCUGAUAAAGAAAUCCUGUCAGAAUUACAGCAAUGUGAGGUUGCAAAAAAGGGCGAUUUCAAGAAAAUACAGAUGAAAUGCAUGCCUUUCCUUAGAUUCAAGAAGGACGAGGUUAUGACAGUAGGGGUUGGGGCGUUGGAUCUAAGACUUCCCUUUGGCGAGAUUGAGGUCCUCAAGACUAACUCAGGCUUGAUAAAAAGACAACUUGGGCUAGAAACAAUAGAGAUAUUGUCUGCCUCGAACCCAAGUGAUGUUGAAAGGGCUGGAUCUCAUGCAUCGCUUUUGACUCAAAAUCCUCCGUCACCAGGCAUUCCGACUGCAAUCUUCCUCAACCAGUGAAUUAUGUUGUACUCUACUGGUUUGAGCCGGAAAUUUUCUGGUGACUUUUUUCUUAUCCUUCCCAAGUGUUUUCCAUCUAUAGGUGGUAGUGAUAUGUCAAAUUUGAAGUUAUAAGUUAUACAUGGAAUGGUACAACUGGGCUCCGUAGGGACUUCCUACAUGUAAUGCCGGUUUUAGUCCGCAUUUGAUUUUUUAAUGCAUAUAAUCUAAAUAGAAUGGAGACUGGAGAGUACUUACAAUCAUGUGACGCUAUUGGGUAUGGGAACUUGAGAUUAUAAUUUGUCCUAAUGCUUUUAUUCUACUUUUUAGACACAUUAAAUAGGCAAU
This is a messenger RNA of Cuscuta epithymum, 4408 nucleotides long. The record is from the annotation of a GenBank genome assembly. Lineage: Eukaryota; Viridiplantae; Streptophyta; Magnoliopsida; Solanales; Convolvulaceae.